Molecule: messenger RNA, 854 nt
Organism: Sphaerulina musiva SO2202
Lineage: Eukaryota; Fungi; Ascomycota; Dothideomycetes; Mycosphaerellales; Mycosphaerellaceae
Exons: 2
Coding region: 1-459 (152 amino acids)
Source: RefSeq, a predicted model, not a curated record
AUGGCGCAGCGGAUAUUUCGUGUCGGCGGUGGCCUUCCACCCAUCGCACAGUUCGACUGUCACACGGCGAAGACUGCCAGGCUACAAUAUAAUGGUUACCGCACUCUCUCCUGCAUAGAUCACCGUGCCUCGUCGCCUCCGCCUCAAACUCAGCAGCUCCUGGUUUCCGGGCUGACGCUUGCGGCCAAGUCCACCUCGUCAUCUAAUCUCGAUCGCACCGAACUUCGCAUUCCGCUCCACGACUCCGCAGGCUCUGCCAGUACCGAUAAUGGAACAAUCCGUCGCAACUUGAACUGCGAGGAACUGCUGAAUUCGUGCCGGCGAGUAUGGUGGCGUCACGUGACUCGACCCCCGACGAGCCAUCGAGCUGAAGGAAUGACCUACAAGUGGAAUCACGAGAAAAGCCGAGACGGCAUUGUUUUCGUGGGCUCAGAGCGACUGGCUGGUGGUGAAUGCUGACAGGAUGAUACUAAAACCAAUCCGAUACGGUACAGCAGGAGGCACUGUCGAGUACGCGAUCACAUUAUCCCCUACUCCAGAACUAACACCACUAUGUCGACUGCUGGAUGAUGAUGGGCUCUGCGAGGGACUACACAAGACUCGUCAAUCGACAUCAACUGUGCAUAUAUCUCGCCGAGUUCAGCCUCGGACAUCAGACAGCAUCUACGAGGAUGGCUGCCUGGAGCAUUGCACCACCCAGGGGCCUCACUACGAUCCGUCGAACCACGAUCGAGGCUCCAGUGUACAGAGCAGAUGAACCAAACUAGCAUCUGAUGGCAAGUGGCAGUAUACGACUGGCAGAUGCUGGACACGAGACACAACGCUGUGGAAUUGGCGAACGAAGUGUAAAGGCC